This is a messenger RNA of Serendipita indica DSM 11827, 2988 nucleotides long. The record is from the annotation of a GenBank genome assembly. NCBI's taxonomy places the organism in Eukaryota, Fungi, Basidiomycota, Agaricomycetes, Sebacinales, Serendipitaceae.
AUGGAUGCAACUCCAAAGCUCACAUCCGCAAUGAUGCAGGGAGGCGGCGUCUAUGAUUCGAUUAUCAAUCAAACACAGACACCUCGUGCCAAUGAAAAGGUGUUGAUGUUCCUGGAUCGGAUAGCACCUUCGGAUCCAGUUGACAAUGUCGUUGUCUGGACCGACGACGAAGAACCCGCUGACCCGCGCCUACACAUGUUUGCGCCCGAACACCGUAGAAAGGGCUUUAAACAGAGCAGUGUCUCCGAAGAGAAUGAACAGAUUCUCGAUGAACUCGCUCACUCGGAGAUGAGUUAUCCGCUGGACGAGCACAAUCGCGGCUCAGGUCCGCGCAAGCCCGCUGGCCUCGAAAACUUUGGAUCCCGUGGAUGGACACCACUCAAUCAACAUGUCCCAAUGUCUCCUCCAGAGAAUCAAUACGCUAUGCCCGCUGCUCGUCCUGCAGGUGCUCACUCCCGUCAAGGCUCCCGUGUCCCCUCUCGUAUGGAGCAGCGCCGUCCACCGUCCACCCGUCCGACUCCACCAAACAAUGGCCCAUCCGCGUUGGAGAUUGACAUUAGGCCACCAUCUGUCGAUGCAAGGUCUGCUGAUGGCCAUGGAAUUCGUAGUCUUGCCGCUACAGACGAGGAUAUCUAUGCCGCGGGCGGAUAUACAACACCCAGGGUCAAAUCACCUCCCCCAGCACCAAACCCGUAUGCAAGGAGGGUCGAAGGUCACGUUCCACCUCUUCGCUCGCCCUUCAAGACACCCCAAGGGCUUGCUGCCAGUGUUGCUCUUCCUGCUCAUCCAGCAAACCGCGCCGCGAGUGCAGCGGGCGUUUCCCGACCUGGUUCUCGUAUGGUCGUCAGAGGUGAGGAUUCCUCUGCCCACAAGCACUCCCGCGCCCCGGACGCGCCUCUCACUGCGGCUGCGUAUGAAACUCCAUGGUUUCAUCGUACGCAGUAUGGGAAGCACGAUCCCCCUACCGUCGUCAGUACGCUCAAACUAAAACUCAUUUCUCCCCCUCUUGAUUCUAAAGAUGUCAAUCCGCCUCGCGUGAGCACUCCUGAACAGCAUGUACGCACUCCCAGUUCCGCCGCCAAGACUCCCGUUGUCAACACCGUCACCCUCAACACGGGUCAUGGGCGUGGAGGUGUCAUUGAGACCGCACCAGCAGACGAGCAUGUUCUCAGUCACGUUCACGAGCUCGUAGACGACGAACCUGAUGUCGUCGUGGUUCGUGAAGAGGUCCACGCCGCUCCCGAGCCUGAGCCGGCAGAGUCUAUUGGUCACAUUGACGAUGAUGCAGAUAUUGGCCAUCACAUUCAAGAACACUACGAUGUCGUCGAUAAAGAGACCAUUCGUUCUACCACUCCAAAAGCCCGGCCAGAUGCACUCGUACUUCGAGACUAUCCAGAGACUGAGAUUGUCGAUGUAGAAGGAAUGAACGAGCGUCAACUCGUAGAGAUGCUCCGGACACCUGCUAUGCGCAGUGAGGCCAUUGACUACAGCGAAGAGGUUCAGCGAGCCCUCGACUUGCAUCACGACGAAGAUCUUUGCGUGUUGCUGCAAGCCGCCGAGGACGAGCUUCAGCAUCCGGUCGUUCGUAAAGCCGUCAGAAAGGCCAUUGCUGGACGGCUUAGGAAGCUUGGACUCAACGAGGACUACGAUACUGUCAAGCGCACGCCUUCGAUGGCUGCCAAGCUUCACAAACAAGCAUUCGGAGACCCGCGAGAUAUUGUGACCGCCCGCCUUCCAGAUGAGGCCCCCGAAUGGGCGAGACUUCUUUCCGACCAUGUCCAGGAACUUACACGCCAGUUCCAAGCAGCGAAUAUGGGCAAGUCUCAGCCUCGUCAAAUCAAGGGUAGAGAAGAAGAGGAAGAUGACGAUUCCUUGCAUCCUGAGCAUGCAGCCGACGAGCACGGGCUUAGUUAUCAGCCAGAUCACUUGAACAUCGAACCUCCUGCGGCUGGUCUCAUUUCACCCGGAGAACGACUGUACGAUGAAGAAGUGUACAAGCUGCGCAAGCGGAAUGCUCACGCCUCACCCCGUUCGCAUGCAACAUGGGAAAUUGAAGAAGAGGAAGGACCUGCUGGGGAGGAUCUCCCUACUAAAGGCACACGCGGUGGCCAUCGUCGCCAGGACUCCAACUCUCAGACCGGCGGCAAUGUCACUAGCCCAGGGGAUCAAGAAGGUGGUGACUGGGUCGCCAAGUAUUCUACAGAGGCGGACCAACCACCACCGUGGCUCAAGGUCAACCAGCGCCUUCUCAACUGGGCAGUCAUCUGGCCCUAUACCGAACUGGAGAAUGCUCUCAAGUCGUGUGACCGUGGCGAACAAGUCGACGAAGUUGCACUCACCAUCUGGACCUCUCAGAUCUACAAGCGAUAUGUACGCGCGCAGAUGACGCAAUAUCCUCCCGCCACUGUCGACAAGAUGUUUGUCCCACCGAAUAUCGCAGACGCAAUUAACAAUGCUGCGUACAAUGGCCGCCACGAAGAGGUCUCCGUCAUGCUCCGCGAGCUAUGGACACCAUUCGGCUUCCGUGGACAUCCCAAGCUCAUCCUCGCUUUGACACGGCACAGACGAGAGGACAAUCACUGGGUAGUUCACCGGUUCUCGUUGCCAGACGCCUCGAUCAUCACGUAUGACACCUAUCUUGAAAAGUCACUUCCUGAUGGCCGACCACUUGGAUGGUGGUUUGGUAUUCGUAUGGCGUUUGCCAACGACGCGUACCCGGCUCCGGAUCAAGUCGUUCAACGCAUGAUCCGCCUCCACCGACCGUUGCAGCUUCAAGUCGACAAUUCUGUUGCCGCUGCGGCCAUUUGGCGCAAUCUCAUUAUGGGCUCGAAAGCUGACCGUCUUGUCGACCUCGAGCGCCUGCGUGACCUGAUCCGACAAGAGGUCAAAGGCAUCCGACAGAAGAAGGAACAGGGCAAGCUUUCCCUCAGUCUGUCGAGGUCUGGCAAUGGCGUCUGGCCUAGCGCCUCUGGGAUCAUCGAGGCCUGA